Molecule: messenger RNA, 1072 nt
Organism: Parus major (Great Tit)
Lineage: Eukaryota; Metazoa; Chordata; Aves; Passeriformes; Paridae
Gene: BYSL
Product: bystin like
Exons: 6
Coding region: 62-1030 (322 amino acids)
Biological process (GO): rRNA processing
Cellular component (GO): preribosome, small subunit precursor; nucleolus; cytoplasm
Molecular function (GO): snoRNA binding
Source: RefSeq, a predicted model, not a curated record
GCGGGGACAGAGCCCACGUGUCUCCCCGGUCCGGAGCCGGUGGUUCCCGGGUUCCGGCGCGAUGCCCAAGGCCCGGCGGGCGCGGGGCUCCGGCGCGGCCCCGGCGCUGCCCUUGGCCGAGCAGAUCCUGCAGGACGCGGCUCCGCGGGUGCGGGCGAAGCGCGGGGCCCCGGAGGAGCAGGACGGGGAUGGCGGCGGGGACGGGUUCGUGGACGCGCGGCUGUCCCGGCGCAUCCUGGAGCAGGCGCGGCGGCAGCAGGAGGAGCUGGAGGCCGAGCACGGCCCCGGAGCGCCCGCAGCCCCCCGGCAGCGCAGCGCUGUUCUCGGUCCCGGCUCGGACUCGGAGGAUGAUGAGGAAUGGCCCUCGCUGGAGAAGGCGGCGGCGGCGGCGGCCGCGGGACGGGGCGGGGAUUACGGCGGGGAGGUGGAGGUGGACCCCGAGGACGAGAAAGCCAUCGAGAUGUUCAUGAACAAGAACCCGCCGCUGAGGCGCACCCUGGCCGAUAUCAUUAUGGAGAAGAUCACGGAGAAGCAGACGGAGGUGGAGACGGCGCUGUCGGAGCUCUCAGGCUGCCCCAUGCCCCAGCUCGACCCCCGUGUCCUGGAGGUCUACAGGGGUGUCAGGGAGGUGCUGUCCAAGUACAGGAGUGGGAAGCUCCCCAAGGCGUUUAAAAUCAUUCCUGCCUUGUCCAACUGGGAGCAGAUCCUCUACAUCACUGAGCCGGAGACGUGGACAGCUGCUGCCAUGUACCAGGCCACCAGGAUAUUUUCCUCCAACCUGAAGGAGAGGAUGGCCCAGCGGUUCUACAACCUGGUGCUGCUGCCGCGGAUCCGGGAUGACAUCGCCGAGUACAAGCGGCUCAACUUCCACCUGUACAUGGCUCUGAAGAAGGCUCUGUUCAAGCCAGCAGCCUGGUUCAAGGGGAUCCUCAUCCCGCUGUGUGAGUCCGGCACCUGCACGCUCAGGGAGGCCAUCAUCAUCGGCAGCAUCCUCAGCAAGUGCUCCAUCCCCGUCCUGCACUCCAGGUGAGGCCCUGAGAGGCUGGGGGGGAGCAGCUUCUCCUCCAGGGAC